AUGGCGAGCCCAGGUAGUAAAGGCUCCUGUCAGGUCGUUUGUAGAGUAGGACCGGAUUUUCAACGUUAUCCGGAACUUGGAGUUACAAAUCACUACCAACCAGACCGGACUCGCUAUCCGAUCGUGAACUACCCACAUGCCGCCGUUGAAUUGACUGGCGUCUAUAAGACCUUUCAAGCCAUUGCCAACGAUACAAAUGCCUAUGAAGAAGGCGCAGCCAAAGUUUCAAGGUUACUGCUGGGGCAGAAAUACCCUCUCCUGAUUCAUUGGGAAAACGACAUCUACGGUGUUCGAAAGACUACCACCCAGGACCAUUACGCCGAUGAUGAUAUCCUUUACGCCGGCAAGGAUAAACCACCAAAGAUCAUGAUUAUGCUUGAAACAGUCGACAAAAAGUAUAAAAAGAAACAUAUAGGAAGCGGGUGCAAAGUCGUCCCCUGGAUUUAUGACAACGAGGGCAGAAGUCUGGGGAAUCUAGUAGACCAUCAUCACUCUAUACGGACCCACGACUUGGGUGACUAUGAACCCCCACCUCUCGAUAUUAGGCAUGUUCGCUUGGAAGAGAAGGUGACCUGCUUUAUGGAUGGAAAGAAGCUACAAAUUGAGUACUUCAAUGAUACACUUGAGAGACACGAUCCAGCCACGGUUUUUGCCCACACCGACGAUAAAGAAAAUCAACCUUUCAAGCACUUUGUGUUUACAAAUAUCUGA
Molecule: messenger RNA, 711 nt
Organism: Aspergillus oryzae RIB40
Lineage: Eukaryota; Fungi; Ascomycota; Eurotiomycetes; Eurotiales; Aspergillaceae
Exons: 4
Coding region: 1-711 (236 amino acids)
Source: RefSeq, a predicted model, not a curated record